AUGGCCAGAGCAGACAUAGUUGCGAUCCUUCGACCCAAAGUGCAUGACACUAUUUACAAAUUAAUUCGUCUGGGAUAUUCCUUCCAGGAUAUAGUACAAGAAUCCCACAUAAAUGCUGAUUUUUUAAAAAAAACUUUUAAAGAAUUGGGUUUAAACAUUCAAAUCACAACAAGAAUAACGCAAAGGCAGUCUCCAAUACAGCGUUUGAUACCAUCAAAACAAUCACAGAUACCACAAACUCCGUCUCAUGUUCAAUCCCAGCCACCACCUCAGUUGAAUAAGGAGACAACAACGGUACAACCGCAGAUGCCACAAGAACAAGUCAUAACUAAUGUACCAUCGAAGAAAAGAGCAAAAACGCUACCUACCUGUCCUCAUGAAAUGGUACAUAGCCACACGAACAAUGCAGAAAAACCAAUAAAUAUCCCGAACAGACCAAUUUCCACCACUGAGUCGCCUCGAAGAACUACUUCCCUUUCCAAUGGUAAUGGGCUGCCCAAAGUCCCGAGGAAUAAUGUUGAUGCUAAUGAUCUCGUACCAGAGAAGAAGGAUAAGAACGCUAGGGCUGAUCAAUAUGAUGAUGUGAUCGAAGUUAAAUUUAAUGAAUUUGUUACGAACACAAGAGAACAAAUGAGGAAAUUUGGAAGAGAACUUGGUACAUUGGGAGUUCAAGAAGAAGUCAUUUCCGAAUUAAGACGUACUAUGGCCCAAGGGUUAUAUAAUUUAGUUCAAGAUGUGCAGUCACUGAAAAGGAACUCAGAAGAGGAUCGAAACGACGACUCAAACGACUAUAAAAGACGAAGAUUAACCUCUGGCUGA
Naumovozyma dairenensis CBS 421 is the source of this 819-nucleotide messenger RNA. RefSeq lists its product as uncharacterized. Bases 1 to 819 code for a protein of 272 amino acids. Lineage: Eukaryota; Fungi; Ascomycota; Saccharomycetes; Saccharomycetales; Saccharomycetaceae. The transcript has a single exon. The record is from RefSeq and is a predicted model, not a curated record.